Molecule: messenger RNA, 1915 nt
Organism: Culex pipiens pallens (northern house mosquito)
Lineage: Eukaryota; Metazoa; Arthropoda; Insecta; Diptera; Culicidae
Product: transcriptional activator GLI3
Exons: 3
Coding region: 151-1761 (536 amino acids)
Biological process (GO): regulation of transcription by RNA polymerase II; smoothened signaling pathway
Cellular component (GO): nucleus
Molecular function (GO): RNA polymerase II cis-regulatory region sequence-specific DNA binding; DNA-binding transcription factor activity, RNA polymerase II-specific
Source: RefSeq, a predicted model, not a curated record
AGUAACAUUUUCAUUUUCACGCCGCACAGAGCUCCUGGCGGCUUUUGUCACACGCCGAAAAAUUAAUGCUGAAAUUUAAAACGGAUCAGCAAAGUGACUUAGUACCACUUAGUGAAUGCCAACAGCAGCAAAAGUGAAAACAGCAAAAAGAUGCUAAUAAACAAGGACACUUUUCCCUACAGAAUGGGAUUAUCGCCACUGUACUUCCUGCCGCCCUCGCCACCCUCGGUGAACGUGACAAAUGAGCGGUUUGGAUAUCUUCCAAUAACCCCGCCGUAUCACGCCCAGUACGACUACCCACUUCCGGUGAACUCAACCGCCACGAUGCAGUCGACGGCCGCCAAGUCUUCGUCGUCCUCUGGCCUUCAUCCGUACUUUUACCUGGGAUCCGCCGGGAAGGAGGAAAUUACGUCGGUGCCACUCUCGCCGCCGCACACCCCGCCCCUGCUCUACAGCCCCGGAAGUGGCCUCAUCAACGGCACGUCCGAUGGGACCACCACGGCUGCCAAUCAAUACGGAUUAUCGAAUCUGAGAAUUGCGGACACGGACGACGAUGACGAGGACGAGGAGGAGGAGGAGGAGAACGGGGACUGGAAAGGGAGCGCGGUGGAGCAGGCCAGACCCCGGAACUCCGUCAUCAUGAAGGUGCAGAACCAGCAGGUGGUGCCGCUGGUCGGAGAGGAGGGCACCCGAGCGAUCGAAAAGUUUGCCUGCAAGUGGGAGAACUGUUACUGCGUAUUCUUCAAGCUGGAAGACCUGGCCAGCCACGUUACGCAGAAACACGCCGUGGUCGGUCUGGGGGGCCUCUACUACUGUCGCUGGGAGGGCUGCCUGCGCCAAGAUCGGGGCUUCAACGCACGCUACAAGAUGCUGGUGCACGUGCGCACCCACACCAAGGAGAAGCCCCACGAGUGCGACAAGUGUGGAAAGUGUUUUUCCCGCGCCGAGAACCUCAAGAUUCAUCUGCGCUCGCACUCCGGUGAAAAGCCGUACGUCUGCCCGGUUGAGGGCUGCAACAAGGCGUACUCCAACUCGUCGGAUCGGUUCAAGCACACGCGCACGCACUCCAACGACAAGCCGUACGUGUGCAAGGUUCCAGGCUGCCACAAGCGGUACACCGAUCCGUCAUCGUUGCGCAAGCACGUGAAAACCUUCAAACACGCAUCGAUGGUGCUACCAUUAACGGCCUCGUCGCUGCCGCCGUCGAUGGACUUUGACUAUUAUCAUCACGCCGGCCAUUUGCACGGCCAUCCCGGCGGACUGGCCUCGGUUUACGGUCGGAGCAUCAGCUCCAGCAGCAGCACCGGAAGUCCUGCCAAGAUGGCAAGCGAUAACUCAUUCAGCACCGACGAUAGCCGGGCUUCGAGUGAUUCGAGCAGUCCCGACCUGGGUCGUCUUGCCGCCGCCGGCGAAGAUAAUAAUGUGCUAAUUGAUGUCGUCAAUGUCGACAAGUGUGAUGAAAAAUUAAUCUACACUGAUGAUGACGUCUACCAGGCCCGACCGUACCCGGACCGUGUCGGUGGUGGUGGCCACUGGCCUGAGCAAGACACCGGCAGGACCCGUGAGGAGGACACCGGCAGCGGCGGGGCGUACCUCCUUGAACCGGAACGAGUAGCCGGAGGAGACUACCGUGGACGGAUCAUGUUCGCCCAACCACCCGCAGCCGUCGAGGACGAUGAGUUGUGCAGCUUCAGCUCGGAGCACCUCCUCCGCAUGCAGGUGGAUGACACCCCGCUGGAUCUCAGUAUACAUCAUCGAUAGUAUUCGAGGGGCGACGUUUGUUUUAUUUUUGCGACGCACCUUGAACCUUUUAAAAUUUGGUGUUCUUUCUUUCUGUGUAACACUUGUACUGUACUAACCCAAACAACAGUAAGAACGUUCUUUUGUUUUACUUUUAACUCGGUGACCUUUUUUU